Messenger RNA from Chinchilla lanigera (long-tailed chinchilla), 2745 nucleotides. RefSeq names its product EF-hand domain family, member B (gene Efhb). NCBI's taxonomy places the organism in Eukaryota, Metazoa, Chordata, Mammalia, Rodentia, Chinchillidae. Gene Ontology annotation, molecular function: calcium ion binding. The transcript is spliced from 13 exons. Bases 81 to 2693 code for a protein of 870 amino acids. The record is from RefSeq and is a predicted model, not a curated record.
CACUAGGCGUCCACUCCUCCGGUGCAUCCCCUAGGCGUCAGAGGCAGGCAGGGAGCGGUGGGCAGGUGGUCUGAGUGACGAUGUGUUCUUUCGUGAGAGUACACUCUCCCAAGGGGUUGAAAACUUCCCUGGAGCCAAGUACAGCUCUCCCGUUAGAGCUGAACGCCCUUGGAAGAACGCAGGUAUCUGAGGGGAAACUUCCCCUGAGCAUGGAAUUCGCAAAGGAUGAUUCAGGAGACCAAAGGGUCUUUACGGGAACAACAUCUCCCGCGCAGUUAGGGCUUAACAUGGGAUUAGCACAAGAAGAUUCCCAGUGGAGGGAGAGCCGUGUAGUUAGCAAUAAAUGUAAGGAAAAGACAGAAUUACUAGAAACAAAAUCUCCUGUUGGCAAGGAGCUUGAAAUGAGAUUGAGAAACAGGGCUAUUUCUAGGACCCUUGCGGAGAGGGGCAAUCUAGGCUUCAACGGGGUCUCCGCUUUCCAGGAAACAAAACCCCUGGGUGUGCUUCCAGGGAGGGGGGCGGGGUCAGAGAAUGAGUGUUGUGUGUCGCAUGGUCCCUACGGAAGGCUAGCACAGCCUGCCUUGGGCGUGGUGUGUGGAGGUCCACAGGCUACGGGGAACAGAGAAGGUCCUAUGGCGAGUGGCCCCGAAGCAAUAGAGCCCUCCACGGGAAAGCAGCCUGUUUUAGGCUUAGAAGGGAGACGGGGGCUGGAGAAAGAAUCCACCUGCGCUGUGGUGAAACCCAGCACGGAGGUGAACCCCCCAGUGGAGGUGGACAUUGGCCUACCCCAAGUUGAGCAGUCAGAUGAGGCUAGUAUAGAGCCCCAGAUGGGCUUGGUGAUAGAACCUUCCCAGUGCCAGUUUGCCCAACACCCCAAAGAGGCCGGAGCUCUCGUACCAGGAGUGGAAUCGCCAGACUGCAUCAGACCCAUAUACGCUGGGAAAUUUUUUGAUCGGAUGCCCUGCUGGCCAACUGCAGGGAAAGUUACUCCAAUCGGAUACAGAGUUGCAACUUGCUUAACUGAGAAACUCCCUAGGCUGCUUACUCCACCAGAGGCAAAAAAGUAUUUCAACUUCAGGUAUCCACCUCCUGGAGCAGAGAGAGUAUUUUAUGGCAAAGCAAAUGAUCCCCAAAUUGCACCUUCCUUGACACAUGGAAUAAAAUCUAAAAUUUCAAUACAGGCAAAUACAUUGAUAAACCCACAGCCUAUCACCACAUUUCAACAGAAACUUAAAGAUAAAAAAGAGUCUAUAUAUUAUAGCAAUCAGUGGGCACCAUUAGGAAAAUCUCACGAUCAAACACCGGGAUUACCUAAAGGACUGGACAUAACCAAUACAACAUUUGGGACACCAGUCAUCAGAGAACUCUCGGCUAGAGAAGUAGUGAAUCCACCAAAAUCCUAUGAGGAAGUAUUUAAAGAAGGAAAAGAAGGACAUGAUUUGUAUGUUGUUUCUCAUAACGAUUACUAUGUGGGAGAAGCAAAGAACCGAAAGUAUAACCCGUCAAGUUUCCAUCGGUUUAACUUAUUUGGAGUCCCUACACCACAUUGUAAUGCUGGAAAAAAUACUGCAAAGAGUUUAUAUUGGCUUCAUGAACUGCAAAUGAAAAGAGGAGCUAAAGUUGUGUCCAAGAGAGUUGAUGAUUUUAAAGAAAAGUUUCAGCAUACACUUGGAAAAGUUUUAGAUCCCAUUGCAGAAACAAUGAAUGCUCCUCCAGGCCACACAUUUGGAGCUUGUCUCUCUCCUGAGGACUAUGGAGCUGAUGAUCUCAUCUAUAAUAGGCUCCCAGGACAGUAUCUUCGAGGGAAGGACAGAAAGCGUGCCCUGAUUGCUGCAGUUCGAUAUCACUUGAAGAAAUUUAAUUACCAGAACUUUGACACUUUGCUGGCAGCCUUCAGGCACUACGACAAGAAGGGAGAUGGAAUGAUAGACAAAGCAGAGCUGCAGGAAGCUUGUGUCCGGGCCAACUUGCACUUAAAUGAGACGCUCCUCACCCAGCUGUUUGACGAGUGUGAUAUGGAUCAUGAUGGCUUCAUUAACUACCUGGAAUUUGCAAAUUUUCUUAACUGGAAAGAUAGUAUACCUCUUAAACAGUAUGAAGAGAGGGUCGUUAUUAAAGGUAGAAAGCCAGACUGCGCAAACCCUGCUGAGGCGAAUGUGGAGGAGUCCGAACCAACUCUUCUGAUAAAGCCUGACGAUAUUGUCUUAAAAGAACGAGGGAGCUCAGAAAAGGUUCUUCGGACACUUCAGAGGCCAAGUGACAAAGUGUCUCACUGCUAUAAGACAAGCUCUUCUGAGAUCAACGCAGCUGUAGGAGCUGUUCCUUCUAUCUGCCGAGGUUACCCCAUCCAUGGUGUGCCAACUAUCCGAUCUGACAUUCCUGCCCCUCGCAUUCGCCGCAUCAGUGACAGAACUAAUUAUGGCGAAGAAGGCAACGCUUAUUCUUUACUACAUCCUACCAUCUUUGCCCAGAAAGGAGUGUUUGAAAGAGACUUCUUCAAGACCAGAUCCAAAGAAGAGAUUGCAGAGAUACUGUGUAACAUUGGCGUCAAGCUUUCUGAAGAAGAAUUUGAAAAUGUGUGGAAUCUUGCAUCAAAAAAACAUCACAGAGGAGAAGUUUGUGUUGAGAACAUCAGAAAUGUUCUUGAUGAACUACAGCAUGCAGACUGGAUCAAGUGUAAAAAAUCCAUGUGAUAUUUUUGGAAUUCAUGAGUUUAAAUAAAAGAAUUGUUAAAUCUGUGUACAA